Molecule: messenger RNA, 1779 nt
Organism: Trematosphaeria pertusa
Lineage: Eukaryota; Fungi; Ascomycota; Dothideomycetes; Pleosporales; Trematosphaeriaceae
Product: alpha/beta-hydrolase
Exons: 6
Coding region: 1-1779 (592 amino acids)
Source: RefSeq, a predicted model, not a curated record
AUGCUGAGCGUCUACGCGACGUGGGCGCUAUGCUUGGCUGGCGCAAAUGCUGCGCCGGCGAACGAUGCAAGCGUGGAGUCUAGGUGGAGCGCUGGUGCGUCGGCGAAUUUAAGCGUCGACCUUAAUUAUGCUGUAUACCAGGGCGUCUACAAUGCGACGACUGACCUCAAUGUUUGGAAAGGGAUCCGCUAUGCAGCUCCCCCAACGGGCAACCUCCGCUGGAAAGCACCGCAAGCGCCAGAGAAAAAUCGCACGACGCAGUUGGCGACUUCUUUCGGGCCGGCGUGUCCUCAGGUAUAUCCGGCUGUUCCCAAUGCGCCGUUCGUUCCCGGCAACGAGGACUGUCUAUUCCUAAACGUCUACGCACCGCCGCUGAAUGACACGAAGAAGCUCCUUCCUGUGCUAGUGUGGAUUCACGGCGGUGGAUACGGCAUCGGCGAUGGGACGCAGGAUAUGAGUACGAUUAUCAAUGCGAAUGAGAAGGGGUUUGUGGCUGUGGCGAUUCAGUAUAGGCUCGGUGCUUUCGGGUUUCUCUCAUCUGAGGAGGUCAAGGCGAAUGGCGUCACGAAUGCUGCGCUCCUCGAUAUGGCCUUCGCACUUCAGUGGGUGCAAACGCACAUCGAGAAGUUCGGCGGGGACAAGAAGAAAGUGACGAUUUCCGGGGAAUCAGCAGGUGGCGGCGCGGUUAUGCUGCUCGGAAUCGCGAAAGGAGGAAUACUAGGGACCUCUUUAUUCAGAAGCGGCAUCACUGCAUCCCCCUACCUCCCCCCGCAAUACCCCUUCAACGCCAGCAUCCCCACCCAACACUUCCGCGACUUCUCUGCUCAAGCUGGCUGUGGUUCCAACUCAACCUCCGCCACUUCUACCCUCUCCUGCCUUCGCUCCGCCGACAGCCUCGCCCUUCAAAUGGCAAACUACAACGUCACUAUAACGGGCACCUUCGGCACCUGGGCCUUCCUCCCCGUUACCGACUAUUCCUUCAUCCCGUCCACGCCCAGCGUCGCUCUCGCCGCCAAGCGCGUAAACGGCAAGAGUAUGCUAGUCGGGAACAAUGCGAAUGAAGGCCCCCUGUUUGUCCCGCCGACGAUUACUACCCUGGUGGAUCUGAGAGCGUGGUUGCAUCUCGAAUUCCCGACCCUGAACGACGCAGAUAUCCAGGCCAUUCUAGAUGCCUACCCGAGCAGUGAUGCGCCGGUCGAUCCCAUGGCGCUGCGGUUUGCGACGGAUGGCUUGAAUCCGCCGUUUGCCGUUAAUGUUAGCCAGGCGGCGACGGGGCAGCUGCAGAGGGGAUAUAACAUAUACGCCGAAGCGACGUUCAUCUGCCCCGGCUACUGGCUCAACAGCGCCUAUGCCUCCAACUCCAGCUCCGGCGGCUCCUCCUCGUACCACUACCAAUACAGCGUCCCGUUCGGCUCGCACGGCGACGACGUAGCCGGAUACUUCGGUCCCAGCACGCCGAAUCAAUCGCCCAGCUUCUCCCUCGCGUUUCGCCAAAUUUGGGGGAACUUUAUCCGCACCUCUAACCCCUCCGUGGCUUCGGACCCUGUGUUGGCUAGUUUCCCGACCUGGACGGGUGGGCAGGCGACUAGGAUGCUGAAUCUGAAUCAGACGGGUGGGACGCCGUAUGUGGCGGCGUCGAAUGCGGGCGUGAACGUGACGCAGUUUACGGAGCCGGGGUUGCAGAAUGAUUUCAGGGCUGUGGAUGCGUUUGCUUGGGAGGGUGGACGGGGGAAGCGCUGUGAGUUUUGGCGGAGCAUCGCGGAUCGGAUUCCGAUCUAG